AUGCGGCGAAAAGACUGGAAAUAUCUGAACCCCUGGUGGGGCGAGCGCGGCCCGGAAGGAUCUGCAAGGCGCCGGGUCGGGCUGGUCUGGUCGGGCCGGCCAUGCUCCGUGGUGGAGUUUCCCGAGGACGGGCCGGAGCCGCAGUUUGACGAAUCUGAUCUCCCAAGCGGACUUCAAGUUGUGAAUGGUUCAAAAAAAUUAAUACAUUUCACCUCUACAGUUGCAAACCAACUUCUGAUGGUUUCUCUUCUAGAACAUCUCUGUCACAUGUAUACACAAAAUCCUGCUCGUUCAAGACAUUUGUUCAAAAUACUCGGUCACACAUUUACUAGAAUGGGCCUGCUUUCCUCUUUUGCUUUGUGUGAUGAAUUUAGUACUUUAAGACUGCAUCAUAAUAAAGCCAUUACUGAAUUAAUGAAAGCAGCUAAUCAACAAACACUUAAUGGGGACCUUGAAAAUGGAGAUUCCCAUACAGCUGGGGAAAAAGAAGCUGUCUUGGAAGCACAGACUUCACGUUACUUAAAUGAAUUUGAGGAGGUUGCAAGGCUCGGAAAAGGAGGGUAUGGCAAAGUAUACAAGGUCAGAAACAAAUUAGAUGGUCAAUUCUAUGCUGUCAAAAAAAUACUUAUUAAGAAGGCUACAAAAAGGGAUUGUAUGAAGGUACUACGAGAGGUUAAAGUGCUGGCUGGUUUGCAACAUUCUAAUAUUGUAGGUUAUCACACUGCUUGGAUAGAACAUGUUCACCCAGGAUGUUCAAAAGGUAAGAUACUUGUGGAAUUACCAUCACUGAAAAUAUCUUCUGAUGAUCAAGAAAGUGGCAAAGGUGGGUGUCACAGUCAAUGUAGUAGUUCAGUCAUCUUUGCAGAAUCUAGCUCAAAAGAAAAGAAAUCCUGUGGACAUACUUAUUUUGAAAGUCCUGGUGAUGAAUCAGCGCAAUAUAUGGAUAUAAGUCAUGAUUUUACUGGUGGAAACAGUGAAGAUUGUUUAAAAAUGAAAAAAUGUGAACAACGCAUGGAAUUGCGAGAGAACUGCAUGUGUGAUACUACUAGUGGAUCAAGUUAUUUUGGAAAUCAUUCAUCAUAUGGACCUCAUUCCAACCUGGAUAAAGACUGUGUUGCAUCAAGUGAUUCCUGUACUGAAGAAACUACAUGGUCUCAAGAAACUACAUCUGUGCACAGACCAUGUGAGGUGGAGUAUCAUUUAAUGCUUCAUAUACAGAUGCAACUAUGUGAAAUCUCCUUGUCGGAUUGGAUUGUUGACAGAAACAAAAGAUGUGGUGAGAAAACAGUGGAAAAUUCCAGUCCUUACCAUCUUGUGGAUGUCCACUGGACCUCAAAAAUUUUUAAGGAGUUGCUAGAAGGAGUGUACCAUAUCCACCGCAUGGGAGUAAUGCAUCGAGAUAUUAAACCCAGAAAUAUCUUUCUAUAUGGAUCAGACCAUCAAGUGAAAAUCGGAGAUUUUGGGCUAGCCUGCAGAGAGAUCCUACAGGAAGACACAGACCACUGGUUUGAGACAAAAGGGGAAAAAUAUAAUGAAGAAAAACACAGACUAAGACACACUUCAGGAGUGGGUACUUGCCUGUAUGCAUCACCAGAACAGCUGCAAGGAUCUCAGUAUGAUUUCAAGUCAGACAUGUACAGUCUGGGUGUAAUUCUCUUAGAACUCUUUCAGCCGUUUGGAACAGAAAUGGAGAGAAUUGAAGUUCUAACAGAGUUGAGGAAUGGUCACAUUCAAAGUAGCUUUAGCAGAGAAUGGCCAGUAGAAGCUAAGUAUAUUAAGCUACUAACCAGUAAAGUAUCAUCACAGAGACCAACUGCUGCUCAGCUUCUUGAAAGUGAAUUGUUUCAUACAACAGAAAGAGUAAUCUGCAUUCUGAAGCAGAAGGUAAAACAGAAAGAAGAAGAAAUUGAGAAGCUUAAGGAGAAAAUAAAAUGGCUUUUAAAAGAAAGAGAGCAGAGAGCAGAGUACAAAGAGCUUGGUUCUCCAGUUUAAGUAAAAUUGGAAGUCAAACUAUGUAUAUACUGAGAUGCUAGUGUUUUGACACUAAAUAUGUUUUUAUAUAAAAUACUUAAAUGUAAGGUGUCCUGCCUGAUCUUUCAGACAAUGGCUAACCAUUGCAUCACAACUUGCUUUGUCUUUUAUCUGGAAUUGCCCUCAGCUUAUUUAAAAUACAUUUUUUAAAAGGAUCAUGUUUGUCUUUCUGUUA
Molecule: messenger RNA, 2206 nt
Organism: Alligator sinensis (Chinese alligator)
Lineage: Eukaryota; Metazoa; Chordata; Crocodylia; Alligatoridae
Gene: EIF2AK1
Product: eukaryotic translation initiation factor 2 alpha kinase 1
Exons: 16
Coding region: 1-1992 (663 amino acids)
Biological process (GO): protein phosphorylation
Molecular function (GO): protein kinase activity; ATP binding
Source: RefSeq, a predicted model, not a curated record